Messenger RNA from Zasmidium cellare ATCC 36951, 219 nucleotides. RefSeq lists its product as uncharacterized. Lineage: Eukaryota; Fungi; Ascomycota; Dothideomycetes; Mycosphaerellales; Mycosphaerellaceae. Gene Ontology annotation, biological process: intracellular transport; protein secretion. The coding region runs from base 1 to 219 and encodes 72 amino acids. The record is from RefSeq and is a predicted model, not a curated record. The transcript is spliced from 3 exons.
AUGUUCGGCAUCCUCAAAUUCCAGACCUUCCUCCUGGUCGUCCUCCUUUUCAUCUGCUCUUGCACCUAUCUCCACGGCGUCUUCCCGGCCUGGCUGGACAGGAACAAGAGCGGUCCUCUCGGAACGUUCUGGCGGGCGGCGAGGGUUGGUGAGCGGCUGAGUCCAUAUGUCAGCCUGUGUUGUAUAGCCAUGGCGGUCAGUCUGAUGGUGGGCGAAUGA